CUAAGACAGAAGUCGGGGGUCAGGGGACAAAGACAAAAGAGGAUCCGAGUGGGUUUGGAGACAAAGACUUGGUGUGACGCAGGUGGACGAGACAGUCGCAUUUCAAAGCAAUAUGGAUUAUAAAUCUAGCCUGAUUCCUGAUGGAAACGCUAUGGAGAACCUGGAGAAGCAGCUGAUCUGCCCCAUCUGCCUGGAGAUGUUUACCAAGCCUGUGGUCAUCCUGCCCUGCCAACACAACCUCUGCCGGAAGUGUGCCAACGACGUCUUCCAGGCUGCGAAUCCCUACUGGACCAACCGCGGUGGCUCAGUGUCCAUGUCUGGAGGUCGUUUCCGUUGCCCCUCGUGCCGCCAUGAAGUGAUCAUGGACCGGCACGGGGUGUACGGCCUGCAGAGGAACCUGCUGGUGGAAAACAUCAUUGACAUCUACAAGCAGGAGUGCUCCAGUCGGCCCCUGCAGAAAGGCAGCCACCCGAUGUGCAAGGAACACGAAGACGAGAAGAUCAACAUCUACUGUCUCACGUGUGAGGUGCCUACUUGCUCCUUGUGCAAGGUGUUUGGGGCUCACCAGGCCUGUGAGGUUGCCCCUUUGCAAAGCAUCUUCCAAGGACAGAAGACUGAGCUGAGUAACUGCAUCUCUAUGCUGGUGGCGGGGAAUGACCGAGUGCAGACGAUCAUCUCUCAGCUGGAGGACUCGUGCAGAGUGACCAAGGAGAACAGUCACCAGGUGAAGGAGGAGCUGAGCCAGAAGUUUGACGCCCUCUACGCCAUCCUGGACGAGAAGAAGAGCGAGCUGCUGCAGCGGAUCACGCAGGAGCAGGAGGAGAAGCUGGGCUUCAUUGAGGCUCUGAUCCUCCAGUACAGGGAGCAGCUGGAAAAGUCCACCAAGCUUGUGGAGACCGCCAUCCAGUCCCUGGAUGAGCCCGGAGGGGCUACCUUCCUCUCGAGUGCCAAGCAGCUUAUCAAGAGCAUUGUAGAAGCCUCCAAGGGCUGCCAGCUGGGGAAGACAGAGCAAGGCUUUGAGAACAUGGACUACUUUACCCUGGACUUAGAACACAUAGCAGAGGCCUUGAGGGCCAUUGACUUUGGGACAGAUGAGGAGGAGGAGGAGGAGUUUACAGAAGAGGAGGCUGAUGAAGAAGAGGGCGUGACCACAGAGGGUAAAGAAGAACACCAAUGAAGAAGGAGAUGAGCGAGACACGCUCUGGACGCAGAGAUGGGGGAGGUGGGGACAGGCCCAUCUCGGGAGGGGGUUAGGGCUCCUUGGGGGGCACAAUAGGGAAGUGUGUCUUCUCUCUGCUCAGAGAGCAGGGAUUAGCAUAGGGCUCCCCACCACUGUGUCCAGCAGCUGCUGAAACACAAUUGGAAGUGUAUCCAAGACGUCACAGGACACUUUUCUACGUUGGUGCGAAAUGAAAUAUUUUGUAUGUUUUUAAAAUGUGAUUUUUUGUAUAUACUUGUAUAUGUACGCCAGUUUGGUGCUUUUUGUACGAGAACUUUUGUAUAAUCACGCCUGGUCAUUGUGUGACUGGCGAUUGUCACAAAGCGGGAAGGAAGCCAAGACAAUAGAGAUGCCUACUUCCUUUCCUUGGUGGGAGGGCUGGGUCUCACUCGACGGCCUAGAGGGGGCAAUGUACUGUACAGUGCCCAUCCCCAAACAUGGGGAUAGGACUGAAUUUGUGUUAUAUGUUGUUUUGCACAAGGGGCUGGGCCUUGGGGCACACACCCUUUGAUCCCAGCACUCUGGAGGCAGAGGCAGUUGGAUCUCUAUGAGUUCAAGGCCAGCCUGGUCUACAUGGAGAGUUCCAGGUCAGUCAGAGCUACAUAGAGAGACUCUGCCUCAAAAAUAAAAAUGAAAAAGAAUAAAAAAUAAACUCACAAUGCUCUUU
This is a messenger RNA of Mus caroli (Ryukyu mouse), 1886 nucleotides long. It is a transcript of the gene Trim63, whose product is annotated as tripartite motif containing 63. The record is from RefSeq and is a predicted model, not a curated record. Gene Ontology annotation, cellular component: cytoplasm. Gene Ontology annotation, biological process: regulation of microtubule cytoskeleton organization. Lineage: Eukaryota; Metazoa; Chordata; Mammalia; Rodentia; Muridae. Gene Ontology annotation, molecular function: zinc ion binding.